Molecule: messenger RNA, 1125 nt
Organism: Lampris incognitus (smalleye Pacific opah)
Lineage: Eukaryota; Metazoa; Chordata; Actinopteri; Lampriformes; Lampridae
Product: olfactory receptor class A-like protein 4
Cellular component (GO): membrane
Source: RefSeq, a predicted model, not a curated record
AUGAACAGCGACAAAAACUUAUGGGGUCGCCAUGCCGAGGCUGACGCAGUGGCCAAGGUUCUCACAGUAGAUGCUGUUUUGUUUGGGCUCCUGGUCUUUUCUGGCAUUCUGGGAAACAGCUUGGCCAUCCAUGUGGUGUUUCGGUCAGCCAUUGAAAGCCCGUCUUGGCGACCUCCCCCCUCUGACACCAUUUUGGUGCACCUGUCGUUGGCAAACCUGUUGACCUGGCUUUUCCGCACAGUCCCCACCUUUGUGUCUGACCUGGGGUUGGACGUGUCCCUUGCCCCCGGCUGGUGUCGCCUCUUCAUGCUGCUGUGGGUGUGGUGGCAGGCCAUCAUGCUGGCCCUUAGUGCCUUCUACCGCGCCACUCUGAAGCAACAGCACGUGGCCUUCAGACCCCUGGCUCUGCAGUGGGAGCAGCAGUGGGUGUUGGUGGCCCUGGGGCUGGUGUGGGGGGUGAAUCUGGUUUUCUCUCUGCCGGCUUUGGUGUACACCACACACAUCCAUGGCAAUGCCACCGCAGAGCUGAUGGUGAUCAGCUGCACCACUUGGCCUCUGCUGGGCUGCAUCUGGGAGUUCUCCUCAGAGGAGCAGGGCUCUGUGUUCAUCUCCACCCCUUUGAUGCUCAAUGAGGUAGCACCACUGGUGCUGAUGAUUUGCACCAACCUGGCCACGCUGCAUGCCCUGGCCAAGAACAUCUGAGCUGUCACCGUGGUUGAGGGAUCUGGGGGGACCCACAGGGAGCUGGAGAGGCAUGUGGCCAGUGAGCAUAACGUGGGGCAUAUGAUCAUGUUGCCGGUGUCGCUCUUUGUGGUCUGCUGCGUGCUGCAGGUGGCGGCGAUGACCUUCAACCAUGACGGGGGACACCACGCUGAGGGGCUGUUGACCGUGUCCCAUUUCUCUGCCUCACUGUUUGUAGGGUUCAGCCCCACGGUCGUGGCCCUGGGACACGGCAAGCUGAGGAGAUGAAUCCUGGGUAUGAUUCUGAGGUGGUCGGAUGCCAUCAAAUGUUUCAAGGAGGAGUCUGAGAGGGAGAACAAGGUUUCAAACACCAAAGGGCAAGCGGCAGAGGAAGCUGUUUCUGUUCAAAAUGAGAGAAGUCAUAAAAGUAGAGGAAAAACUUAA